Messenger RNA from Lactuca sativa (garden lettuce), 897 nucleotides. RefSeq lists its product as uncharacterized. Lineage: Eukaryota; Viridiplantae; Streptophyta; Magnoliopsida; Asterales; Asteraceae. The record is from RefSeq and is a predicted model, not a curated record.
AUGAAUCGUCUUGAUCCGGCUCAUCCGUUCAAUGAUGAUAACGACGAUGACGAUUUGUACGUGACUAUGAUGUACCAGUAUUAUAUGGAUAACGUACUACAGUCAGAUCCAGCUCCACUACUCACGCGACGUGCGGCGUUAAAUAGAGAUCGUGAGGAAGGGCAUAGACGUCUAGUUAACGAUUACUUUGCGGAAAAUUGUGUCUACCAGCCAAGCGAUUUCAAAAGAAGAUUUCGUUUGCAAAAAAAUGUUUUCCAAAUGAUAGCCAACGCUAUGGAAGCAAGGUAUGAAUUUUUCCAAAUGAGAUAUGAUGCUAGAGGCAAACGAGGCUUCACAGGGUUGCAAAAAUGUGUAGCUGCAAUUAAACUUAUGGCAAUGGGGGAGUCGCCCGAUUCUGUUGACGAUUAUAUGAGAAUGUAUGAAUUUUUCCAAAUGAGAUAUGAUGCUAGAGGCAAACGAGGCUUCAUAGGGUUGCAAAAAUAUGUAGCUGUAAUUAAACUUAUGGCAAUGGGGGAGUCGCCCGAUUCUGUUGAUGAUUAUAUGAGAAUGUCUGAGAGGACCACACGAGAAAGUUUUUAUUUAUUGGCAAGAGAUGUUGUCGAAACCUUCGGUGAUCAAUACUUGCGCAAACCUUCGUUGUAUGAUAUGCAACAACUAUAUGCGGCGCAUGAAGAAAGACAUGGUUUUCCGGGAAAAGCACCGGAUGCUCCUUUCAUAGUGAAUGGAAAUGAAUAUAAGUUUGAGUAUUAUCUUACAGACGGAAUAUAUCCACAAUAUUCCACGUUUGUGAAGGCGUUUCGACACCCAAUAUAUCCAAGAGACAAAUAUUUCAAGAGACGACAAGAAGGAGCACGUAAGGACGUUGAACGUGCUUUUGGGGUUUUGAAAUCAAAAUGA